Messenger RNA from Aspergillus brunneoviolaceus CBS 621.78, 1965 nucleotides. Its product is annotated as DNA-directed DNA polymerase alpha subunit POL12. The transcript is spliced from 4 exons. The coding region runs from base 1 to 1965 and encodes 654 amino acids. Gene Ontology annotation, biological process: DNA replication; DNA replication initiation. Gene Ontology annotation, cellular component: alpha DNA polymerase:primase complex. NCBI's taxonomy places the organism in Eukaryota, Fungi, Ascomycota, Eurotiomycetes, Eurotiales, Aspergillaceae. The record is from RefSeq and is a predicted model, not a curated record. Gene Ontology annotation, molecular function: DNA binding.
AUGGCAGAUACCACCGAAGAGCUCAACGAGCUCUUCGCAGCUGCUGCCCCCAAUGGACUUCCCAAGGACGUCCUGGCCGAACUGCAGUCGCUGUUGCGCAUCCACGCUAUCUCCGCGCAGGAGCUUUUCUACAAAUGGGAGUCCUACUGUUUGAAGAUGGGGCCAGAUGAGCUGAAGCUGGAUCUGGAGACUGUGCGAUUAUUCAAGAAAGAUGUUCAGGAUACACUCGAGCGCGAAUCGCGGGGCAGAGCUGGGCGCCAAACAGACAGAAGAACGGCAGUCACUGCGACCCCGCGGGUUGCCAACACCUCCGAUGUUUUCGGAAUGUUAGAUGGACUCACACCGAACGGAUCCCAAGGCCGGACGCCGGCGAAGCGCAAGUCGGAUUUCGCGUCGCCGUCGAUGAACAAGAUCGGACGGACGAACCAGAAUGGUUCUCCCAUGAGCACAAACACCGGAGUCAGGACGACGAAUGGCGACGCACUCCCGUCGAUCUCAUUCAGCGAGCGGCAGAACGCCGGCGAGACGCUCGAAACGAUCAACUCCCACCUCCCCCUCCCCGAAACACCCAUCGCCCCGUACGCCGAAGCGCGGAUCAAGCCGACGGCGAACACGGACCUCAAGAAAUUCGGCUACAAGCCCAUGGCAAUGCGCCUGUCGGAGGCCUCGGAGAUCCUCGACGACCGGAUCGACGAGUUCACCGCACUGUUCCAGAAACAAUACGAAUCCGACGAGAUCACAUUCGGCAGCGCGGCGACGCAAAGCACGAGCGAGAUUGUGGCCGUGGGCCGCAUCGCAUCUGACAGCAUGGAGGGCAAGCUGAACCCGGCAUCGCUCGUCCUCGAGACGUCGCGACGGACGGGCGCCGGCGUGCGCGUGCCCCUGAAGCUCGACGGCGUCCCCUCAGCCAACUUCUUCCCGGGCCAGAUGGUGGCGCUGCGCGGGAUCAACGCCUCCGGGAACUACUUCUCCGUGAAAGAGGUGCUGCCCACGCCGCUGCUGCCGCCCGCGGCCUCGUCCGUUGUCAACAUCGAAAGCAUCAACGAGCGACUCGAGGCGGCCGGCGGCUCCUCUCCACUCAACAUCCUCCUCGCGUCGGGACCGUACACCGCCGACGACAAUCUCGCCUUCGAGCCGUUGAAAGAGAUCUGCCGCAAGGCCGCAGAGAGCUACGCCGACGGGGUCAUCCUGAUGGGGCCGUUCCUCGACGUGGAGCACCCACUGCUGGCGUCGGGGGAUUUCGACCUCCCCGAGAUCGCGGGGUUGGACCCUGACACGGCGACGCUGACGACCGUGUUCCGGCACUGCAUCGCCGCGCCGCUGCAGCGGCUGGCGCAGGCGGUGCCCAGCAUCACGAUCGUGCUGGUGCCGUCGGUGCGCGACGCGGUGAGCAAGCACGUCGCGUGGCCGCAGGAGCAGCUGCCCAAGAAGGAGCUGGGGCUGCCGAAGCAGGCGCGCAUGGUGUCGAACCCGGUGACGCUGUCGUUGAACGAGACAGUGAUCGGGCUGUGCUCGCACGACGUGCUGUACGAGCUGCGGCGCGAGGAGGUGCUGCACGGCAGGCCCAAGGAGGGGAACCUGCUGAGCCGGCUGCCGAAAUACCUGAUCGAGCAGCGACACUUCCACCCGAUGUUUCCCCCAACGGCGCGCGAGCUGCUGCCGCGGCCGGGGACGGAGACCGGGCUGGCGACGGGGGCGAUGCUGGACGUGAGCUACUCGAAGCUGGGGGAGUGGUGGAAUGUGCGGCCGGACGUGUUGAUUGUGCCGAGCAUGCUGCCUCCGUUUGUCAAGGUGGUGGAGAGUGUAACGGUGAUCAACCCGGGGACGCUGUCGAAGCGCCGCGCGGCCGGGACAUACGCCCAGCUAGCGAUCCAUCCACGGACGAUCAGCGCGGAGGAGCGAGACCAGAAGCAAGUCAGUCAUAAGCUGUACGAACGGACGCGGGUGGACAUCAACCGGAUCUGA